This is a messenger RNA of Dibothriocephalus latus, 636 nucleotides long. The record is from the annotation of a GenBank genome assembly. NCBI's taxonomy places the organism in Eukaryota, Metazoa, Platyhelminthes, Cestoda, Diphyllobothriidea, Diphyllobothriidae.
AUGGCGUAUCCCCUUCACCUAUGGAUAGAUCAGGAGGGAAGCCGAAAAAUGCCUUCAUCAAACUUCACGUGUUUUCUAGUCCUGCAGCCGGGUGAUGUCGUGGGCUGCCUGUUCAACAAUCAUAAUGGACUGGUUUUCUGGACCGUCAACGGUGAACGCCUUGGUCAUGUUCUCCAACUGGAGCUGCGCGACAAUCAUCAGGAGGACGCCCACUGUGACGAGAACGGGCAGGUGGACGACGCUCCAACCGCCUACAACGACGAUAUUAUCUACCUGCCCUCGUCUGUGCUGGGUCUUUCACCGGCCAUCUCUCUACGGAAUACCUCUGUCGAACACGUGAAUGUCAUUCCCAUCAGCACUUACCAUCGCACCGCAGCUGGUCGUCUAAACGGUCAACCUCUGUCCGCCCUCGUGCCGAGCACUGGUUCUUCACUACCUCCACGUCACCACUCCAAUCUCGAGAGAGGAGCUUUCCACGCCUCCGUCAGUAGGUUUACAGGUGGUCUGUCUGCUGGCCGUGGUCAUUCAGCCUUGCAGUCCCUGCGAAAGUCAAUAUCCUCCGUCUCCGCGCCCGCAACUUCUGGGGUGCGCUGCAUGGCAAAGUUUUCGCUUUUUUGUUUCAUUCUUUUAUUGUAA